Molecule: messenger RNA, 1590 nt
Organism: Linderina pennispora
Lineage: Eukaryota; Fungi; Kickxellomycota; Kickxellomycetes; Kickxellales; Kickxellaceae
Exons: 2
Coding region: 350-1555 (401 amino acids)
Source: RefSeq, a predicted model, not a curated record
ACAAAAAACAGGCCAUGUUGAUGCUGCGCAACUCGAAUGGAAGCAAAACAAAAGAAGGGGAUUAGAAUGACGUUUCGGGCAAACGUAUAGUGUUGGGCGAGGAAUGGCUCAAGUGUCAAAGCGUCAACAAUAAACUCACUAUUUCAAGAGAGCCAAGAAAAUGGCUAGGAGUGUGGCAGCAGGCUUUCCGCUGACCUUGGCUUUUCUUCUCUGCAACUCAUAUUAUUAUCAUAAAUAUUUUUUUUCUUAAUCCUUAGAAAUUGCAUCUAGACGAUUUGAGGCAGCAUAUAAUACUUGUAUUCUUGAAUGGCUCUUAACGACAGCAACGUUCGGUUGCAAGAGGCAGGUGAUGAGGCAGCAGGCGUGGUCGGUGGACACGCAUCGUCGGGCGAGCCCAGCGCACAGGCCCAGGGGACUCGGCACUCGCGUAGCCCGUCGUAUGCACGGCGGGCCCACCGCCACCAUCGGCGGCACUCCCGGCGCAACGACACCUGGGAACCUGAGUACUCGAGCGGCGGCGAGUCCGGGUCGACUCAUGAUUGACGAGUCGAGCGAUUCGGCAGAGAUGGAGGGGCUGCAGGGGUCAGACGAAGACCUGGAGGAGGACGACACAGUCAGGGCACGGCAGGAGGCGAUGAAUGCGCGGCAUCCGUUUGGACUGCCGAUCUGGAAGCCGGCGCUGUACAAGAAGUCGCGGUCGGUGACGCGCGCGGCAUUCUUGGCGCUGCCACGCGCGGCCGCUGCGGUCGGAGACUCUGUAUUUGAAGCCCGGCAAUAUCAUGUGGAUGCUGUUGGCGGGCUGGUGGCUGAUGGCUGUGUGUCUGGCGGUCUCGGCGGUCCUUGUAUGUGGUGCCGUGGGGCGGGCGGUACUAUGCGCGGGUUACGGCGGGGCUCGGGUGGUAUUUGUUUUGGCCGUUUGGAAGAUACGUGGAGCGCAUUAAGGAUAAUGUACAUGCGCGUGACCGGUGCUCUCUGGAGCGACGCCGAGCACGAGGAGGCACCGCUACUGGGCCAGGCAAGCGAGGGCGUGUCGGCUGAGGUCCGGCAUAAGCAGUUCCGGCGGCACAGCGUGCUGGGGCGGGCCGGUGUUUUACGUGCUGCUGGUGCUGGUGGUGAAUCCGCUUCUGAUUGUUGUGUCGGCGCUGUCGUGGUUCGCGGUGUUCUCCAUCCCGAUGGGCAAGCUGACCCACACGCUGUCGCGGUAUCUCUGGCGCGACCCUCUGGCCCUGCACUUCCGGUCGGGCGACCUGCCGACGGUGCAGGUAGCGCAGGAAGGAGAGGGAGCGCCGGAGGAGCAGCCGGCGCCGAACGGUCCUGCUCUGUACAAACUGAGGCGGUCGGGUGGUACUACUACAAGUACACGGUUGAUGGGGUGAACAUUCUGUUCUACAACAUGCUGUCGGUUGCAGCGUUUGUUUUGUUUGCGGCGUUUGUGCUGGCGCCGAUGACGCACCACCAGCACCCGACUGGUGCAGCCCGGUGUGCUGUUCCCCAUGUGUCUGGUGUCGACGGUGCCGCUGGCGUAUUUUAUCGGGCAGGCGGUGAGCUCGAUUAGCGCGCAGUCGUCGCUAGGCAUGGGCGCGGUGAUCA